AUGGUGGUAAAAUUGACUUAUUUCGCAAUGUCAGGUCGUGGGGAACCCAUAAGAUUGUUACUGUCUUACUCCAAGACGGAAUUCGAAGAUAUCAGGAUUGGCACAGCGGAGGAAUGGCAGAAACUGAAACCAACCCUGAAGUUGCCACAUUUGCCAAUGCUGGAAGUGGAUGGAAAAACUUAUUUUCAAGCGUUUGCGAUUUGCCGCUACUUAGCUCGAAAGGCAGGUCUGAACGGUUCUUCUGAAGAAGAAGGCCUUGCUAUUGAUGCAACUGUGGACACCUUGAUGGAUAUGAUAACAAAAAUAAUUCCGGCUUAUUACAGGCCUGAUUCUGAAGAAAGAAGUAAACUUUUGAAAGCAUUAGUUGAAGACACAAUUCCAUUUUAUUUGAAUAUAAUUGAAAAACAGCUGGAGGAAAACAAUGGAUUCUUAGUCGCUGGAAAGCUUACUUGGGCUGACUUUGUGGUUUUGACUGUUGGUACUUAUCUACCUGGUUUAUUCAAAGUAGACAUUUUAGCGGAUUUUCCAAAACUGAAGGAACACCAUCAAAAGAUUUCUGAAUUGCCAGGAAUCAAAGAAUGGAUUGAAAAGCGACCUGCAGAUCCAGAAGAUUAUAGGACUUUAUUUUUUUAAUUAUAUCUCAAAUAUAAUUCCUUUUGAAUAUCACUCAUACAAUGAUAUCGUAAAUGCCCAUCUGAAGAUAUAAUAUUAUGCAAAAUGUAAAAGCCUAUUGACAAUGUAUUAUUAUUAAUAAACUAUAAUAAUAU
This is a messenger RNA of Nezara viridula (southern green stink bug), 767 nucleotides long. NCBI's taxonomy places the organism in Eukaryota, Metazoa, Arthropoda, Insecta, Hemiptera, Pentatomidae. The record is from the annotation of a GenBank genome assembly.